Eupeodes corollae is the source of this 1230-nucleotide messenger RNA. It is a transcript of the gene RfC38, whose product is annotated as replication factor C subunit 3. The transcript is spliced from 2 exons. Gene Ontology annotation, cellular component: DNA replication factor C complex; nucleus. Gene Ontology annotation, molecular function: ATP hydrolysis activity; DNA clamp loader activity; DNA binding. Gene Ontology annotation, biological process: DNA repair; DNA-templated DNA replication. The coding region runs from base 115 to 1185 and encodes 356 amino acids. The record is from RefSeq and is a predicted model, not a curated record. Lineage: Eukaryota; Metazoa; Arthropoda; Insecta; Diptera; Syrphidae.
ACAUUUUUUGAAAUAAAAAGCGCGGGCCGGCUAAUUUGUUUUAAAACAUCGUUUAUCGUUUUGUGUUUAUUAAUUUUAUUUAUUACAUCUACUCCUUAAAAACAUAUAAAUAUCAUGUCUCUUUGGGUGGACAAACACCGACCAAGGGAGCUUGCCAAAUUGGACUACCACAAAGAACAAGCAGAGCACUUGCGGAACCUCAGCCAACAAGGUGACUUCCCACAUCUAAUGUUCUAUGGCCCGUCAGGAGCUGGCAAAAAGACUCGAAUAAUGUGCCUCUUGCGCGAACUCUAUGGAUCUGGAGUAGAACGUCUGCGAAACGAAACUAUGACCUUCACAACUCCAUCCAAUCGUAAAGUGGAAGUCAUGACAGUGAGCAGCAACUAUCAUAUGGAAGUGAAUCCUUCCGAUGCCGGCAUAUACGAUCGUGUCGUGGUAAUCGAUUUGAUCAAACAGGUUGCUCAAACCCACCAAAUCGACCCACACGGGCAGCGAGACUUCAAAGUGAUUGUCCUCUCGGAAGUAGAUGAACUCACGAAAGACGCUCAACACGCCCUGCGUCGCACAAUGGAAAAAUACGUUGCAACAUGUCGCAUCAUUCUAUCGGUCAAUUCAACUUCCCGUGUGAUCCCGGCCAUUCGCAGCCGUUGUCUGGGAAUCAGGGUCUCGGCACCCUCACAAGAUGUCAUCGUUGGAAUCUUACAGAGCACUUGCAAAAAGGAAGGACUCAAUAUCCCCAUCGAAUUGGCCCACCGCAUAGGAGAGAAAUCAGAGAGAAACCUGAGACGUGCGAUUCUGAUGCUGGAAGCAGCUAAAGUGCAGCAAUAUCCAUUCACGUCAAAUCAGGAAAUCGUCGAUUUAGAUUGGCAGGUUUUCCUUAAAGAAACAGCUAACCAAAUCAUCCUUGAGCAGACACCAGCCAAGCUGGAAAAAAUACGUGAUCGUUUGUAUGAGCUCCUGGCCCAGGGGGUGCCUCCAGAUAUGAUUUUCAAAGGGUUGGUUGAGAAUCUGGUCAAGAAUUGUGAUAUGUCUUUGAAAGCCAAAACACUGGAGUUUGCCACUUUGUAUGAGCAUCGGAUGCAGAACGGCUCCAAACAUAUUUUCCAUUUGGAAGCGUUUGUGGCGCACUUCAUGAACAUUUACAAACGAUUCAUAUCUGAAUCUCUUAUGAUGGAUGAGUUUUAAAAAGAAUUUAAAAAAUUUAAAUAAAAUAUAUUAACUACAAAAGAA